AUGGCUCGUACGAUCAAGAUUGCGGCUGCACAAUUAGGCCCGAAUCACCUCACGUCGAGGCGAGAGGAGGUUGUUGAUGGAAUGCUGCGGCUUCUCGUGGAGCUUGAAAUGUACUUCGAGCAUGGAAAUCUUCUCGCGUCUCCUACUACGGCAGCAUUUUUCAGCGAAGCGAAAAACCUCUCUAUGGAUGUGAGUAUUGGCUUCGCAGAACGUACGCCUGAAGGCGAAUGUUCAACACGUCAAUCUACUAUUCUGCUUCUACACACUCCAUCCUCAGCAAGUACCGCAAAACCCACCUCCCAGGGUUCGUGGAUCCUCUACCUGAUCCGAACGCAAUCAAUCAACUCGAGAAGAGAUAUUUCCAGCCAGGAGACCUUGGCUUCACCGCAUUCCGAGCUCCAGCCCUGGUUGCGAUUACCACUGAACAUUCUGACUCUAAAGAUUCCAAGGUCAUCUAGCGAAGGAGAAUCCAGGCGAGGUGACCCAAUCUUUGGAAUGAUUAUCUGCAACGACCGUCGAUGGCCUGAAGCCUGGCGUUGUCUUGCCUUGCAAGGCACCGAAGUUGUGUUUUGUGGUUACAACACUCAAGGUUACUGCCCGGAGCUCGCUGGGACAUCGCCCCAUAAGCCUCAAUCUAAGGCUGAAGCAGAAGCUGCCGCACUCGUAGACCACUUGCUUGUCAUGCAGUCUAACUGCUACCUGAAAAGUGUCUUCGGAGUGUGCGCAGCAAAGGCCGGGCUGGAGGAUGGGAAAUUUGAUCUUAUUGGUGGAAGUUGCAUCAUCGACCCCAAGGGUAGGAUCCUAGCAAUGGCUGAGAAUAGAGGUGAUGAGGUUAUCGUCGCAGAUUGUGACCUGAAUGAAGUCAAGUAUGGCCGCAGCGCUAUUUUCGAUUUUGAUAGGCAUCGAAGAGUCGAAGCAUAUGGGCUGAUCACAUGCCAAACUGGAGUCGUCGAGCCCCCAUUCCUAUGA
Molecule: messenger RNA, 969 nt
Organism: Exophiala aquamarina CBS 119918
Lineage: Eukaryota; Fungi; Ascomycota; Eurotiomycetes; Chaetothyriales; Herpotrichiellaceae
Exons: 2
Coding region: 1-969 (322 amino acids)
Molecular function (GO): hydrolase activity, acting on carbon-nitrogen (but not peptide) bonds, in linear amides
Source: RefSeq, a predicted model, not a curated record